GUCACAUUCAGUAACCUUUUGCAUUCGUGGAUAAAUAAAUAAAUAAAUUGGACAGCCAUGGAGAGCCUCAGACUGCUGGUAAUGGAAACCUAUAGUAGCUUACUCGAUCGGGAGCUUUGCAUCAACGAAUGGGCACAGGAGCGAUUAAGUUUUGCGGAGCCAUUCUGGCGAUUUAUGAGCAUAUAUCUGGAGCCAAGCGUUCUUUUUAAUCUCCUCAUACCCCUAUCUGGCAUCUACAGUCAGGAACUACUCACACACCUGCUCUCGGCGGUUACUCUGGUCAGCACUUUGAACUCCUUUGAGAAGUGGAUCUAUCCAGAGAUGCGUCCCUUGUGGUGGCUCAGAGAGCAGUAUGCCAAAGGCCAGGUUCUAAACAAGCCGCAAGUUGCUUUGGAAAGCAAUAACCUGAGCUGUGAAACCAGCGGAGGGCUUCCCUGUGCCCACUCGAUGACUUUCACGGUUUUUAUUCUCAUCCUAGCAUCUUUUUUCUUCGUUCACUGCUGGCAGAGAUAUGUAUACUGGCGUUCCUCCGUUUGGCGUUUCUUUCUGUAUCCUGUGAUCGUUGGAGUGGUGGUCUGCAUGUGGCUAAGCCGGCUCUACCUGGCCACCGAAUUCCUACACCAGUGCGUUCUGGGCAGUUACUUCGGCAUCAGAGCCUUGAAUUGCUUCGAGGGAAACAUAAAGUACCUAUACUCCAGGCGACGACGAAACGCUGUAGUGGUUGUUACCAUAUUAGGAGGAAUCGCUGUAGGAGUUUAUUUUCUAAAGCUGCGUCUUAGCAUCGAUCCUCAUUGGUCAGUGAGAGAGGCUUUCAAAUGGUGCCCCGAAGCCACGUACAUGCGUCACGAGGCAAGUCCUAUAUUCGUGCUUACACGAGAUUUGGGAAACCUAAUGGGAGUGGCUUUGGCGUCCCCCCUAUCGAAGCAAAAGACGAAGGAGUCAACAUUUUUACGAAGGUGUAGUGUCUUGGGAGCCUUGGAGUUAAUUAAUUAUGGUUUGCGUCAAGCUACUCCCAAACAGAACGGCAGAUUUGCUUUCCUAGCCUAUGAAUUCUCGAGAAAUGCUUUCCAUUCCUUGACAUUGCUAAAAUAUUUAACGAAAUUGUACUAGAAUUAAUAUUAUAUUAAUGUAAAUAAAAUAACUUUAGGAAAACAUA
Molecule: messenger RNA, 1156 nt
Organism: Drosophila ananassae
Lineage: Eukaryota; Metazoa; Arthropoda; Insecta; Diptera; Drosophilidae
Gene: G6P
Product: glucose-6-phosphatase catalytic subunit 1
Exons: 5
Coding region: 58-1110 (350 amino acids)
Biological process (GO): gluconeogenesis; glucose 6-phosphate metabolic process
Cellular component (GO): membrane
Molecular function (GO): glucose-6-phosphatase activity
Source: RefSeq, a predicted model, not a curated record